Megalops cyprinoides (Indo-Pacific tarpon) is the source of this 818-nucleotide messenger RNA. It is a transcript of the gene cfap144, whose product is annotated as family with sequence similarity 183 member A. Gene Ontology annotation, cellular component: ciliary base. NCBI's taxonomy places the organism in Eukaryota, Metazoa, Chordata, Actinopteri, Elopiformes, Megalopidae. The coding region runs from base 78 to 485 and encodes 135 amino acids. The record is from RefSeq and is a predicted model, not a curated record. The transcript is spliced from 4 exons.
AAAGCUUUUCACUUUAGUUUAUUCGCUUAGAUUUUUCUUUCUGGACGGACACAGAACAAGUGUAGGACUCACUCGGAAUGGCAGGAGCAAGGCCGAAAAGCCCCGUGGAUAUUGUUCACCAGAACGCAAUUCUUGUUGAAAAUAUUAAGAAAGAGCAAAGGAGUCAGAGGGUUUACACAGAGUUCAACAUCAACCCCUUCAAAAAACUGCAUGUUUUGACCGAUAAGCCCAUGUCAAGGAACACCAGCGAACACGCCGAAGAAGACCCCACUUUCCUAAAGAUAAUCCACGGUGCUCGACUAGAACCUACAAAAAAGUAUACACAUCCACAGACAGAGAGCCAAGAGAUUGGCUGGAUAUCGACACCUCUGAUUGUUUCAGAUCGCAGUGACCGAAGACUCAACUUCCCUCGACAAAAUUCAGAAAUUACGAAAUACAUGGAUGCAGCAUGGCGCCUGAAGGAGCAGACCCAAAACCUUGGAUAGAGUGUCCGUCAUUGUAAUAUACACUUUGACCAACUGAUGAACAGAACUUCUUAAUAUAAAUCAAUAAUUGACACCCAUCAGAUCAGUUGCUUCUACUUCAACAUUCACAGAAUGAAAAUAAUGGAAUAAAUGCAGAGCCAAAAAUACUGCUGCACACUGCCACCAAUGGUGUAGUCUUACAUGAAUCACAACUAAGGUGUGGGGAUAUAUUAAUCACCAAUACAUGAAUUACAAGGUUAUUACAGUUACCCUUAAUAAAAUGUUUAGUAAGGUCAUAUGCUGUCCUCAUACAAAAAGACCAUUAACUCUUGAAAUUGUAUUUUUUAAGAACAA